Brachypodium distachyon (stiff brome) is the source of this 3480-nucleotide messenger RNA. RefSeq lists its product as uncharacterized. The record is from RefSeq and is a predicted model, not a curated record. The transcript has 7 exons. Gene Ontology annotation, molecular function: DNA binding. The coding region runs from base 353 to 3232 and encodes 959 amino acids. NCBI's taxonomy places the organism in Eukaryota, Viridiplantae, Streptophyta, Magnoliopsida, Poales, Poaceae.
AUCUCCCUGCCCACCACCGUGCGGCGAAUGCUGCCCUCCUAGACCCGCUCCCGACCCAAAAUUCUCCGUUCCACCCAUCUAGGAGCUGUAGGUGCUACUGUAGCUGCAGGCCUUAGCACCACCUCCGCCGCCGUGCUGCUCUACGCCUGCUGUUAAAUCCCUCUUCCUCCUCCACCCCCCUCCUAGCUUCGCCUGCGUCUGCGUGGUGUUGUUCGGAUGCGCGCCGGCGCGUGUGUUGUUUUUCCGAGGACCGACCGUUCGUGGGCAGCGCGGGGAGCAUUGCAGUGAGAUGAGAUGCUAGUGGUUCGCUGCUCCCAGAGGUGCAGGUGUAAAUGCAAUCAAAAUAUCCGGCAUGUGCCCUCUGUCUGAGCUGGUGUGGUCUCCGGAUGAUGGUCUGAGCAUUAAAAUUGCAGCGUCCAGCCUAAGCACAAGAAAAGCUUCUCUUCGCUGGAAUGCAGAUACUUUGAACAUAGUGAUAUCUUCGCCUCAGCAAAGUAGCGGUCGCGGGAAGAGUGGUGAUAACAUAGAUGCCACCAUAGCAGAUGCAGGAGAAAUGCCAUCACAGCCACGGACUCGUUGUGACAGUUCAGUGAGACUAUCCAUGGCUAGUCCAAAUAGAAUACGAAACCUUGAUGCGCAACAAUCUACUUCUGUAAGAUCACAGGAACAAGAUUCAAAAUGCUGUGGAGGGAUCAGUGUGAUGAACAAAGGGAAAGAAGUGUCUCAAAGCUGCUUUGUAUAUAAUGCAGAUAAAGGGGAAGUGGGUAGUUGUCCCACAAGAUGCUGCAAGGAUGUUUCUGACGGUUCGGCUUCCAGAAAAGGUGUUAUACCUAGUAUUUCAGAAAAACAGGUGUACUGUGCAACAACUGUCCAUAAUGAAAGACCUUGGGCAGAUAAUGCCUGGCGAGCUCGAUUAGUAAAGGCAAUUAGUCAGAAGGACUAUGUUUUGCCAAACAAUGCAAUGAAUGCACAGUCAGCUUCAUCCUUUGAGAAAUUUGGUAAUGCAGAAAAGGUCGCUGGCAAGUUGGCAGGUUUUCUAGGUAAAGAAAAUGAUAAUCACCAAGAUCAGGUUAUGCAGGAAAACCAUCAUGGUAAUCACCAGGAUCGGAUUGUGCAGGAAAACCAUAAUGAUAGUCACCAAUAUCAUGUUAUGCAGGAAAACCAUAUGGAUGAGCCUGUUCUUGGCCGAUGUGGGUCAGCAUCUGGUGGUAAUCCUGUUUCCAGAUGUGAGUCAGCAUCCGGUGUUAAUUCUGCUGCAAGAUAUGAGUCAUCAUCUGGUGUUAAUCCUACAAAGCUCGAGAAGGGCAAAGAAAAGGUUAUGCAUGAUCAGAGCAACUGUGUCAGCAACAUCAAAGAGGGCGAUGAUAGCAAUGAGAGUAUGGAGAGCUGCCAAAGUAUGAAAGCUCAAAAGCGAGAGCAUGCACAAUGCUCGAUUGCCGAGAUGUCUUCCCGAACUAAAAGAUGUAGAAGGGAAUUCAAUGAGAGCUCUUGCUCAGGAUUUUUGCAAAGAAAUGGUAGCUCUUUCUUUAACUGGGUGUCAUCUCUCACUAAUGGGUUAACUGUAUUUGAUAAAAGUACCACUGAUGUUUCACUUGAUCAGAAGUUUUCAGUGUCUACAGUUCAUGAAUUUGCAGAACAGUCUGGGCCACUUCAAAACAACAGCAGCGUUCCUGUGCAGUCUGUUGGCUUCAAUUCUCUUUUUCAAUCUCUUUAUCGUCAUAAUGUCAUGAUAACUUCAACAGAUACUUGUCACCAAUCGGAAAAAAAAUGCACUGAGCAUGAAGCUGACAGAGUAGCACUUGCUUUAAAUGACAGCAAUUCUAUGCUUGGCAAACAAAUCGGCACGAGCAGAAAAACUCUUGACGUGCCUACUGAGACCUUAGCUGCUGACAGCCUUCUAAUGGACUUUGGUGGUGGUAGAGGGAAUUUUCAAAAUCAAAUUGGAGUUUUCCCUUUGAGAGCCGGAAGGAACUUGAUGAUGCCCAACUCUAGUAAAUCAUGUUCUAGAUCUCUUGAAGAAAAACAAAAUGAGGCCCAUGCCGGUUCUUUGAAAGCUUCAGUGGGAAAUAAAGGUGGUUUCAGAGAAAGCUUGUGGGUAAGUCGUCUUUUGCCAAAAACAUCAAUGAAGUUGACAGAUGCAACACCGUGCAACAUAAAAAGUGAUUUUUGUGCUGUCAAUCCAAAAGGUGCAGCUGAUAAGUUGUAUUGUUCAUCGCAGCAGAAUUUUAGCGUGGAGAAGGAAUUCAAUAAUUCACAAUACUAUACUAGCACAGGAAGUGACAAUGGGACAACCAGUAGCAAAUGUCCAGCAAUUCCUCCAGAGGAAAAUAAGCAGUCAGAAACAAUGGCUUCCAUUCUUGCGAAGAGAUUGGAUGCACUUAGACAUGCAAAGACCUCAGCAGUAAGGUUGGGUAACUCAUGUGAUCAAACAAUAUCUAAAGAGUGUAAUCAUGGAAAGAGUCCUUUUGUUGUUAGUUACAGUGGUCAUGAUGUACAAGAGGCGAGGCAUGAAACCCAAAAAUCGUCGAGUGGAGAUGGAAAGCUAGUUUUGUGGUUAGGUGACAAAGGUAAAGGACAAUUAUGUACUGGCAGUGACGAGGAAGUAAGAGUAAAAUUCUUGUCUGGAGGUGAUCGUCAGCAUUGUGGAGGGAGUAUGGCUGGAAAGGCUGCAGCUCCUCAUGACAAUUUAGAGGCCAACACAUCUGCUGAAUAUGUUCAGAGAAGAGGAGUAAAAAUUAAGGAGGUGCUGUCAAAUUCCAUGGAGAGUCUGCCAGAUAACAAGCAAAUUGUUCCUUAUGGUAUUAUGUCCAGCGAUGAAUAUGAUCGAUCAAGUGCUGUUUUUGGAGCCUUGGAGAGGCUUCGUUUGUCUCGCUCGGAUAUCAUAAGAUGGUUGACGUCACCAGUCAGGCACACUACUUUAGAUGGCUUUUUCUUGCGUCUACGAUUUGGUAAAUGGGAGGAAGCAUUGGGUGGCACCGGAUACCAUGUCGCCAGGAUAAAUGGAGCACUGGAUAGGAAUCGCCUCUCUGUAACAAUCAGGAAUUCAACUUGCCAAGUAGAUUCUCGCUUUGUAUCCAACCAUGAAUUCCAUGAGGAUGAGUUGAAGGCAUGGUGGUCUGCUGCCAUGAAGGGUGGCUGGAAGCUACCAUCGAACGAAGAACUUAGCAAGAAGCUAAGAGAAAGAGAGCUACUUCAUCCUCAAAAUAGAACGGGUCAGCACAACGACACCUGAUGGCAGUAAUCUGGAUGUGGUUUCUGUGUUCUAUUUUCACCGUCCUUGGUGUAGUGAUAGAUUCACCAUCCUUGGUAUAUUGACAGAAUGAGGUUGUAAACCUGUAAUAAUACAUGGUUUUAUUACGAUGGGAUCGACUAUUGUAUGAAAAUCCUAUAGGUGAACAGGAAGCUACUAACAGAAUGGUACAAAAAACUGUUAACUAUACUUCCCUAAAAUAAGAUGUAUGUUAAGUACUCCCUCGGUUU